Molecule: messenger RNA, 2138 nt
Organism: Panthera uncia (snow leopard)
Lineage: Eukaryota; Metazoa; Chordata; Mammalia; Carnivora; Felidae
Product: steroid 21-hydroxylase
Exons: 10
Coding region: 117-1595 (492 amino acids)
Biological process (GO): progesterone metabolic process; hormone biosynthetic process
Molecular function (GO): heme binding; iron ion binding; steroid 17-alpha-monooxygenase activity
Source: RefSeq, a predicted model, not a curated record
AGGGACCUGAGGGAAGGAGACCAAGGAGGCCCCAGAAGAGCCCGAGCAGCGAGGUGGAUGAAGGGCCUCAAAAGCUAUAAGUGGCCGCGCCAGGGCCUGUGCCUGGGUCUCUGGCCAUGCUACUCCUUGGGCUGCUACUGCUGACCGCACUGGCCGGCACCCGCCUGCUGUGGAACAAGUGGAAGUACAGGAGCCUCCACCUCCCACCUCUUGCCCCCGGCUUCCUACACCUGCUGCAGCCCGACCUUCCCAUCUAUCUGCUUGGUCUGACUCAGAAACUGGGCCCUGUCUAUAGGCUCCGCCUCGGGCUGCAAGAUGUGGUGGUGCUGAACUCUAAGAGGACCAUUGAGGAGGCCAUGAUCAGGAGAUGGGUGGACUUUGCUGGCAGACCCCAGAUGCCCUCCUAUAAGCUGGUAUCUCAGCCCUACCAGGACCUCUCACUAGGGGACUAUUCCCUGCUCUGGAAGGCUCACAAGAAACUCACCCGCUCGGCCCUGCUGCUGGGCAUCCGCAACUCCAUGGAGCCACUGGUGGAGCAGAUGACCCAGGAGUUCUGUGAGCGCAUGAGAGCCCAGGCCGGCACCCCUGUGGCCAUCCAGAAGGAGUUCUCUUUCCUCACCUGCAGCAUCAUCUGUUGCCUCACCUUUGGAGACAAGGAGGACACCUUAGUACAUGCCUUUCAUGACUGUGUCCAAGAUUUGAUGAAAAGCUGGAAGCACUGGUCCAUCCAAGUUUUGGACAUAGUUCCCUUUCUCAGGUUCUUCCCCAACCCGGGCCUCCGGAGGCUGAAGCAGGCCUUGGAGAACAGGGACCGCAUUGUAGAGAAGCAGCUGAAGCAGCACAAGGACAGCAUGGUGGCAGGCCAGUGGAGGGACAUGACCGACUACAUGCUCCAAGGGAUGGGGAAGCCAAGAGCAGAAAAGGGCCAUGGACAGCUCCUUGAAGGACACGUGCAUAUGUCUGUGGUGGACCUUUUCAUUGGUGGCACUGAGACCACGGCGACCACCCUCUCCUGGGCUGUGGCGUUCUUGCUUCACCACCCUGAGAUUCAGCAACGACUGCAGGAGGAGCUGGACUGUGAACUGGGCCCUGGGGCUUCAGGCUCCCGAGUCCCGCUCAAAGACCCUGCACGGUUGCCCUUGCUCACUGCCACCAUCGCUGAAGUGCUGCGCCUGCGGCCUGUUGUGCCCCUGGCCCUGCCUCACCGCACCACGCGGCAUAGCAGCAUCUUAGGCUACGACAUCCCUGAGGGCACGGUUGUCAUCCCCAACCUGCAAGGCGCCCACUUGGACGACACAGUCUGGGAGCAGCCACAUGAGUUCCGGCCGGAUCGUUUCCUGGUCCCAGGCACCAGACCGAGAGUGCUGGCCUUUGGCUGCGGAGCGCGAGUGUGCCUGGGCGAGCCGCUGGCACGCCUUGAGCUCUUUGUGGUGCUGGCGCGGCUGCUCCACGCCUUCACGCUGCUGCCCCCCAUGGGCCCGCUGCCCUCUCUGCGACCCAGGUCCCACUGUGGCAUCAACCUCACAAUGCAGCCUUUCCAGGUGCGGCUGCAGCCCCGGGGAGCAGUGGCCCUGGGGCUGAGCCAGCACCAGUGACAGGGCAGGAUGCACGCCGGACACAUGCCUCAGUUUCUCCUUUUAUUACUCCCGUACAAACCCCUUCCCUCCCCCCCCUGUAAACAUGGUGCUGUGAGAUCGCUGACGGAGAAGGCUCCCUCCGGUGGCUGGAGAGUGAAGGUGGCCCCUGGCUCUUCUCUCAGCGCGACCCCUCAGUGCUCGGCAGUCAUACUGGGGCGCCGGAGAGGUGAGCAGUGGUCAGCCUUCCCGGGCCGCUGGGGGCCGGUAGCUUCUUGGUCUCAGCUUCAUUUCCGUGAAGGGUACAGAGAACUCGAAGCCUUUCCAGUAGUACCAGCUCACCCCCUGGGCGAGGAGUUGUUGAGACGGAGUCAAAGGCAGACAUCCCAUUGGCUGCCACCACCCCCUUCUCCCCCCCCGCCCCUCCGGGGAGAUGGUUCCCAGAAGUCAAUCGCCCUUCCUCUCCCCCACCCGCUUCAAUGAUCCUCAACCGCAAAGACUGAGGCUUAAUCUGGGCUGGCCCUUCACACCCAAUAAAGCGUGCUCAUUUCCCCCUUCAGAUAA